This is a messenger RNA of Leptosia nina, 4743 nucleotides long. The record is from the annotation of a GenBank genome assembly. Lineage: Eukaryota; Metazoa; Arthropoda; Insecta; Lepidoptera; Pieridae.
AUGAAGAAGAGUGCGAUAUUGAAAUUGAAAGCCAUAUUUGGGUCAAAGAAGGGCAAACGGCACCAAGAGCACAAUUCAACAAAGUCUUCACGAGCAGCAUCUCCGACACCGUCAGAUGGACCCAACACAGAGUUCCGGCCGCUGCAGCGGACGCCACCGCCGAGUCGCCUCGGCCCUCCGCCGUCACCUCCCGUUCCAACUAAGCCUGUGGCCCCCGUAGACCCAGAACCCUCGGGGCCCUUACCUCUCACACCGUGCCCCGUCUGCGGAAGAACCUUCGUCCCUCAAUCUCUGUCAAAACAUGUGAAGAUCUGCGAAAAGAUGACCGUGAAGAAGAGGAAAACAUUCGACUCUUCAAGGCAGAGACGUGAAGGCACGGACUUAGAACAAUACUUGCCAAAGAAUUUCGGUCUUCCAGAAAACAGCCCGUUCUUGGAGAAGAGCCCGCCCAACACUGCCAAAGCGACGCCCAAGCCCAAGCUGCAGUCUGUGCGCACAGCCAUGAUGAAGCCCACUGCUGACCUACAAAAGUGUCCACAUUGCGGACGUGCCUUUGGCGUGCGUGCAUUCGAGAGGCACGUCGAGUGGUGCGCUGACAAAGCCAAGAUCCUGCCAGCUGCGCCCGCGCAACCACCGCCACACAUUGCUGAUGCUAAACAGAGGCUGAACGCGCGAACACAGUAUAAGGCACCGCCUGUUAGGACCCGACGUACAUCCCAAACUCGUGAGAAGUCUUCAAGAUCGGCGUCAGUGGAAUCAACGCGUGGUAUUUCUCCUCCAAGAGAGUAUGGCGAUUACAAACACCCUAGGUCUAGAGCGUCAGAAUCCGGAUCCAGCAACGAUUAUCACGAGGAGAGCUCUCCGCAUAUUCCUGUCAUAAGAAACUCGCGUAGUUCUCAGAACAAGUCGUCAGGGGACGCAAAUAUUAAAGCACGGCAAGCCAGACUCGCUAGAGAUUUGAGCAGCACCAGUCGUACUCCUAUCUCCUUGUUUGUUGUUAUAGUUCAGAUUACUGAAUUCCUUCCUUUCCCCCUCUAUAGAGAUUAUCAAGAACCUACCAUACCCCAUCUGCAACAAUGCACUACUGAUCCCGAUAUUAAUAAAAAAGAUGUAGAAAAGAAACCUAAACAAAGGUUGAACGUUAAGAAAAAGCAACAACUAAAAAAACUUGAAAAAAUUGCUGAAAAACACAAAGAAAGAAGCGAAAAAAUAAUAGCUGACCAAAAAGCUAACAUAGAAAAAGUAGGAUCGUCAAAGAGCCAUAUACCAAUAAGGAAUAAACAGACCGCCCAGAGCGCAACAAGAGUUCGCGAAAGACCAAUGAUGCAAAAUAACAUAGAUGAGCAAUCCCUUACUUUUCUAAGGCAUGAAAAGUCAAAUGAAACAAAGAAAAAUUCUAGUACUGUGAUUAAUGUAAAGAAAAAACAAACCAUAGCUGUAGCAGAAAAAGUAAAAAAGUUUAAAGAAAGUACAAUGAGUUUAGAUAGUCUCGAUGAAUGUUCGCCAUCUAAUAGAGAUCAAAAAAGUCAAUCCAUAGGUAUAAAUACUGAACUGUUAUGCCCAUGUGUACCGUGUGUAAUACACGAUACGUCUCCGAAAGCAAAAACUAAGAAAAAAAAGCAUUUAAAGAGUGAAAUUCAAGUAGAUAUAGCAGAUAACGUUGUACAUAACAAUAUAACUGAAGCAUCGUCAAGUGUCGAGUUACUUUAUAAAAAUUUAACUAUGGUCAGCUCUUGUGACAUAAGUAAAGAGUUGCGAGACGACGGUGAUAUUGAAGAUAGCUUAGAGCCCUCUGAAUUAUCAUCGUACAAUUCUCCCAGUGAAGCAAAUGAAUUUAAGGACGAAAAAACAACUUUAACACCAGGUAACCAAGUAAAAAACAAAAAUGUUAAGCCAAUAGAAAUUAAAGAACUAUUUCAAGAUUUGCCUCAAGCAGAAACGCCGUUUGAAAAUUGUGACUUAUCGGGUGAAAUUUUAGAAGAAAAUUAUGAGCGGGAUCUCAGCGAAGACAGCUUUGAUUGUGAUAAAGGUAUGGAACCUAAAGAGAAUGAAAGUGAUAUUAACUUAAUAAGUCGCCACGGCAGUGGCGAUACGUAUACAAAAUUCAUCGACAAUCCAGCGGAUUUGGAAGAAUUUCUCACAAUAACCAAUGACAUGAUUAAUAAGAAAAAAGAAGUCCAAGAAUUAUCAGAGAAGGACAUAGAAGGUCUUCACACACCUAAAACUAAUUCCAUAGAAUUGUUAUGUAAAAAUAACGAAAAUAUCGACACGAAGUCAACAAAGCAUAGUUUUUCGGAUACAAUUGAAGAGUUAAAAAAUAAUUUUAAAGAUUUAAUCCAAGCGCAAGAUCAUUCUGAAAAUAUCGAAGAAAAUAGGAGAAUUUCCGAUUUGGAACAUAUAACAAUCUAUGAAUUAAAAUUUUACGAACAAAAUUCUAAACCGCAAGAGAUAAAUUUACAUUACGUUCAAAAAGAUAUCAAACGACAAGACUCUAUAGAAGAAACUUGUAGUGACGAAACAACAUUCAGGCUUCCAGUCAUAACAGAAAAUAAUAAAAUGCCUCAGAAAAGCCUCCAAGGUAAAAAUAAAAUAUCCGAUAUUUUUAAAGAGGCUCGAGGAAGUAAAAUGCAGAAGCGAACGGACAAAGACUAUCAAACGUACAUAAUCAAAGGAAAUAGGGAAGAAAGUGGCGAUGAAGCCCCCCCAUUAAAGUUGCCACGAAUCGAAUUAAAAAGGAUUGAUGAUAAUUAUGACCCGUUUGCGUGCGCUGCUAGGCAGAUGAAAGAACUUAUGUCUUCGGACACCAAUAUUCCCAAAAAGUUUCAAAAUUCCGCCAAAGAUUCCAACACAACACUUCCUACAUUAAAAACUCCGUCUAAGACCCCUAACAAUAUCCGCCCUGAAAACACCAAGUCCAUGAAAGAUUCUAUAAAUAAAACUUACCAAAAAACACCCACGUUAAAUAGAAUGAAGUCUUUUGGAAGUACAAAUAAUGAAAGCAACAAAACGAACACCUUCGGUGGCCGAUGCAGUUCGUUUAGAUUAAAUAGAAAUGAGAAAAGACCCAAUCUUAACACCACAUUCACCAAAUGUAGUAAAGAAAAUGUAAACACUGUUGAAAAGCCAUACUUCCAACGUAACAGUAGUUUAAAUAGAUCAUUUUCAAGCUACAAUAAUUCCGUUUAUAGUACUCCCAAAUUAAAAAAUAAAAUACCAAAAUUGUCAACUUCAAUGCAUCAUGCUUUCCAAAGAAAUACAAAUAGUAAACCCAUUAAACUAGAGAAAAUAAACAAAGACGAGGAAAAGAACGACUUAGUAAAUCUUGACUCUAUUUUGUCAUGUGAUAAUUCAUCUAUGACAGACAGUAAUUAUAUCGACCCUAGGCUAAUCAAUGAAAAUGACAACUUACCAAUUAACGUAAACACUAUUCUAAAUAAUCCUGACAUCAUAAGUAGUUUAGAGUCCUUACUUACAACUGAGAAUCUGCCUGCUAAGUUUGAAUCAUUUAGUGCAGUCCAUAAAAAUAACAACAAUGCUAAUUUAACUAGUGUGGAAAAUAGGAAAAAUGAAAAGAACAAUAAUUUUUACAGUAGUAAUCCCACAACUCCGAUCAUUAGCGACUUAGGUGCUCAAUACGAUAAGCUUAUGUCGUCUCUAGAACACAGUAUUGCAUCUAGGACGUCCGGCAGGGAUGACGAUUCUCUUUGCGAAGAUUUCGAUCUUGAGGAAUUUAUGACCUCGUUUGACGAUGAAGUAAAUAAACAAAAAUCUGAAAGGCGCACGUGUAGUUCUACAACUAGAAUCAUUAAACAAUCAGAAUUAUCAGACGACGUCUUCGAGGCGAAAGUUGAUUCGCCAAAAAUUUUAAAAAGUAGUAGCAACGGUAUGAUUCCAGUUAAUAAAUCCAUGUCACUUGUUUUUAGCAGCAACAAUAUUGUGGGUGAUAAACUAUUCCCUUCCUCCGUGAAACGUUCCACUUCCCUCCUUGACUCCAUCCAAAAGAAACCUACGAAAGUGGACGCGAAAAGUCGCCACAAGACCGACCAAUUAGAAGAAGACAUAAUGCAAUCCUUGAAAGAAUUCGACAAAUUCUAUGAAUCUCAAAAAAACGAGAAGAACCAGACGAGUAAAGAUCUCUCACAUAUGAACAAACAUAAUAUGUAUACCGAUACCGUGAAAAGGAGCAGUCGAAAGAAAUGCGAAAAGAAGGGUAAUAAAUGUGAUAACAUAACUAAUGGAAAUCACACACCCGGUGGGAAGAUUAGCAACGAUUCGGCGUAUAGCAGCCUAAACCGAGUGUCACCGUCGAAGCUAUCACUAUGUAAUGUAAAGGAAAACGAUUCCGUUCUGUUAGAACAAAUCCCCGGCGGUUCUGACACCAGCGAAAGUCACAAAGAAGACAGGCGGUCACUAUCCAGCGAGGAAUUCCUAGCAAUGGAGAGAUCGGCAGAAUUAGAGGAGACUUUGACAAGAUCUGAUAUGCAUUCGUCGUACAAUAAUGUAGGAAACAUUGUUAAUGACAAACGUACAAGUUCUCGCGCGUCUACGCAUCGGAAUCCAUCGCAUCGGCCAAAAGGGUCGCUAAGUUCGAGUGGAUCCGAAGCGUCCCUCCACCAGGGCCGGAGGGACACUCUUCCCUGUGCCCCACGCCUUUCCCGCUUCUGUCAUGAAUGUGGAAGUAAGUUUCCAGUGGACACAGCCAAAUUUUGCAUCGAGUGUGGGGUCAAGCGACUCGCAGUGUGA